Messenger RNA from Salvia hispanica, 1046 nucleotides. It is a transcript of the gene FAP3, whose product is annotated as Chalcone-flavanone isomerase family protein. Gene Ontology annotation, cellular component: chloroplast stroma. The record is from RefSeq and is a predicted model, not a curated record. Gene Ontology annotation, molecular function: fatty acid binding; intramolecular lyase activity. NCBI's taxonomy places the organism in Eukaryota, Viridiplantae, Streptophyta, Magnoliopsida, Lamiales, Lamiaceae. Gene Ontology annotation, biological process: fatty acid metabolic process.
UUUCAAUCUUCUGACAAUUUCUCUCUCACUCACUCUGUCACAGAGAUGGCUUCAACAGUGGCAGGAGUAUCCGCAAUUGCUCCCUAUUCAUCUCUCUCUACCGCCAAUUCCAAACCCUCGGAUCUAAUAAACCCCAAAUUAUGCUCUCUUCCGCUCAAUUGCAGCAACCAAUCCUUCUCCGCAUUUCGUUCUCGCCUCUGCAUCACCAAAAAUGCUCGACGCUUUUCACCAAUUGUCUAUUCCUCUUCUCCAGUUGUCAGCUCAGAGUAUUUGGAAGAACCUCAGACCAAGGUCAAAUUUCAAACUUCACUGAGCCUUCCUGGUUGUUCUUCCUCACUGUCAUUGCUUGGAACUGGAUACAGGGAAAAAGUGUUCGCUAUUAUUGGGGUGAAAGUGUAUGCUGCAGGAUUAUAUGCAAACCCAUCCAUCUUCAGUAAGUUAGAUGCUUGGAAAGGACGUUCGUCUGCCGAGUUACAAAAGGAUUCGUCAUUAUUUGAUGCAAUUUAUCAGGCUCCUCUCGAGAAAUCACUACAUAUUAUCUUAGUAAGAGAUCUAGAUGGUAAGACGUUUUGGGAUGCCUUGGAUGAAGCCCUUUCUCCAAGAAUUAAAUCACCGACUCCAGUAGAUGAAACUGCACUUUCAACAUUCCGAGGCAUCUUUCAAGGCCGUCCUCUUCAGAAAGGAACUUCCAUAUUUUUGACUUGGUUGGACACGGCAAAAAUGCUUGUUUUCGUAACACCUGAAGGAACUCCUUCUGUUGAUGCUGCAAUUGAGUCAUCAAAUGUUACAUCUGCUCUCUUUGAUGUGUUUCUUGGAGGUAAUCCAGUUUCCCCAUCGUUGAAAGCUUCAGCUUGUAUUGGAUUGGCUGCAGCUCUCAAGUAAUUGAAGAAAUGUGGAUUUUCUGUUAUUCUUUUACCUUUAAGCCUAGUUGUAUUCCUAAGAACAUAUUCAUUCCCCACCGAAGAGCUUGAGUUUUGACAUGCAUAUAACAUAUUAUUAUGUAUUUUCUAUUUAGUAUAAAAUCGAAGCACAAUUGCAAGUUCUUA